UUGUCACGCCGGCGCCAUUUUGUUAGCGGUGGGCGGGAAGAUGAGGAAGCGUCGGAGGCGGAGGCGGCGGGAGUGAGCCGGGCCGGGCGCGAUGGAGGCGGCGGCGGGGCCGAAGGGGGUCUCCGCUGGCGCGGCCUGCGGCGGGACUGCCCCUCCUCCGCCUCGCGAGUACAAGCUGGUGAUGCUGGGCGCCGGCGGCGUCGGGAAGAGUGCUAUGACCAUGCAGUUCAUUAGUCAUCGCUUCCCAGAAGACCAUGACCCCACCAUUGAGGAUGCUUACAAAAUGCGGAUAAGAAUUGAUGAUGAGCCUGCUAACCUUGAUAUUUUGGACACAGCAGGCCAGGCGGAAUUUACUGCUAUGAGAGACCAGUACAUGAGGGCAGGCGAAGGAUUCAUCCUGUGCUACUCAAUCACUGACUGGCGGAGCUUCCACGAGGUGCGCGAGUUCAAGCAACUCAUUUACCGUGUCCGGCGUACGGAUGAGACUCCAGUGGUCCUCGUGGGCAACAAAUCUGAUCUAACCCAGUUGAGACAGGUCUCCAAGGAAGAUGGCUCAGCCUUGGCGCAAGAGUUUGGUUGCCCGUUCUUUGAAACUUCCGCGGCCUUUCGCUACUAUAUCGACGACGUCUUCCAUACGCUGGUCCGGGAAAUCCGGAGGAAGGAGAAGGAAGCGGUGGUGGCACUGGAGAAGCGGUCCAAGCCACGAAGGAGUGUCUGGAAAACACUGAGAUCUCUGUUUUGGAAGAAGAAGAAUUCGAUCACAUGAAUCGGUGUCAUCCUCCCAUCACAGAACUCCGGGGGCCGACAAGAGUGCCAAAACAGUGCGGAAGCCUUGCAGCCUUGUGUGUUGGUUUCUUCUGCUCACUGUAUUCAUUGAGAUAUUAUUUUGUGUUUAAAAUUGUGAAGGCUGUUCUGCCAUGGAAUAAUUUCAUUCUGGUGCUGAGAACUGUUGCACUGCAGGGUGUUCUGAAUUUCAGUCAGUCUUUCUCUCCCUCUCCCUGAUCAGAAUUGGCAGGAAGUCCGUUCAUCCAAACGCCUCUACAGACGUGUUUUGCCGAUCAGGACAAAACGUGCCACCGACUUGCCUGCCACAUUGGUGGCAUCACUUACUGGCCUUGCUAAUGCUAAGGUUUGAUUUUAAAUGUGUCUUGGUAUUUCAGGGGAUUAUAAUCUGGCUUUUGGUUAUGAGGAAGAUGCAGAGGAAAACACAGCUGGCAAAGUCUUUAUCCUCUUGUAUUUUAUUUUGGCGAAGUGGAAUGUGCAAAAAUUUAACCCUCACAGGGAUGCAACUGAUCAUGAUGCAAGUUUCUUCGCACCUGCAAGUGUAAUACGUUCCAGAUACGUUAGAAUUUUGCUGUUUUGAAACUUUCCAGUUCCGACAGAAAAUGUGAUGUUUUUAACCUUUUAAGUCUGCCACUGCUGUGUAGUUCUGCAACUUAAAAGAAGCCUUCUUUUUCUGUUGGGUGUUGGUAUGUGGUCAGCAAAGGUGUUCAUAGGAGGCCGUUGAGUUGAGCUAGGAAGGGUACCGUGAAGUGUGAGAGCGGUAGAGUCGAGUGGCUAAAGCAUGGCCAGUGAAGGACAGAUGUGGGUGGUAAAUGAAGUAAAUGAAGUGUGGACAGUGCGGGAUUGCGGUUGGUGGCUGGUUCUGUAACUUUAGGAGCAAUGUCAGUGCCUUACGUUGAAAUAGCCAGGCUCUGGAAUCUCCUUUAUUGUGUUGUUGAAGGCAUUCAUGGCCAGAAUCACAGAGUUGCUGUGUGUUUUCUGGGCUGUAUGGCUAUGUUCCAGAAGUAUUCUCUCCUGACGUUUCACCCACAUCUAUGGCAGGCAUCCUCACAGGUUGUGAGGUAUAUCUCCUUGAUUGCCUGUUCUGAUCAGGUAAGGCUUGAACCCUGGGAAUGUUGUUGCUGUUAGGAGCAGAGAGUCCUGGGUUCGAAAUGCGCACGGCCUUGAUUCAGAACAAGGCCGCUACAGAUAUCUUAGUGUUUGGGGCACUUGGCGUCCCAGCUGUACACAAUUGGAUUGGUGCCAGUAGCAAGUGAAACAUGUACUGUGACUUUUUGGAAGGAGUAGGGAAGAUGGGAGAAGCACAUAACCUCUAAUACCUAAUACCUGGAAUCUAACAAGCGAUGGGCAAGCCCUGUGGAUUUAUCGUGGUUUCCCUACAUUAUUUCAGUGCAGAAGGAGAGAGUGUGUGCCUUGAACAUUACCUAGCUUUGAUAGAUGGCUGCAGUUUUUAAAAUUUGGUAUUAAAAUUCAGCCAAUCCAGCUUGAUUUGACAUUGAAAGCAAAUGUAGUAGUAGUAGUAGUAGUAGUAGUAGUAGUAGUAAUAAUAAUAAUAAUAAAUUUUAUUUCUACCCUGCCAUCAUCUCCCUGAAGGGACUCGGGGCGGCCAACAAAAUAUAGCAAAGUGCCACAUAUAGAUAAAAUAUGUAUAAAAACCACAGAAUUUACAGCCACAAACAUUAAAAUUCAUAAGAUGCAGUCAUAGCUGUGGAUAAAAACAAGUUGUUUGAAUUGACAUAGUCCAGUGCCAGAAUACAUGACAGAGUCCAGAAUACACAGCAUAGUCAUAGUCACGUAUUCUGACUGUUAGAAAGCUUUCUAUUGCCUGGAAUGACUCCCUUCUAUUGGGAACAUAAUUCAGGAUAGUUGUGUUGGCCAAAUCCACAACACAGCCUUACCUUUAUUGUCUGAAAGGUACAAAAUAUCAGCCUGCAUCUCUUCCAGUGUCAUUUUUUCUGUCAUGAACUGAAGAAGCCAGUGAUGCUUGGAAAGCUUGCACGAUGCAUUUUCUGCAUUUUGCUUGGUCGGUAAAAGCAUCGUUUUGUGGAUUUUGUUGUAUUUACUUUCAAGCGAGCGUUGGGCCUGGAUCCUCCCUUCCUGUCAUGAUGCCAUUGUAUGCUCAUAUUUGCAAAGGAACAAAACAAAAAAGAUCUUCUGCCAAACAACUUUGCAUCACGUCCUGUUUUAAAAAGAGUUUAGGAAGAAAUCGGUCUAACUUUUCAGUUACUUUGUAGGAAACUAAAACAAGAGAUGAUCCCAUUUAGCUCUAUAGUGGAUUUUUCUAUCUUAAUAUUUCGAUUGGCUUUGGAUUGCUGAUGUUACUUGAUGUAGCCUUUUAAAAAUAUAUCUAUGUGUUGUCGAAGGCUUUCAUGGCUGGGAUCACUGUGUUGCUGUGAGUUUUCUGGACUGUCUGGCCAUGUUCCAGAAGCAUCCCCUCUUGACGUUUCACCCACACCUAUGGCAUCCUCAGAGGUUGUGAGGUCUGUUGGAAACUAGGAAAGUGGCGUUUAUAUCUCUGUGGAAUAAUGUCAAGUUGGAGAAAUAACUCCUUAUCUGUUGGAGGCAAGUGUAAAUGUUUCAAUGGGCCAGCUUGAUUAACAUUGAAUAGCUUUGCAGCUUCAAAGCCUGGCUGUUGUGCCUGGGGGCAAGUGGGGUUUAUAUCCCUGUGGAAUGAUGUCCAGGGUGGGAGAAAGAACUCUUGUCUGUUGGAGGCAAGUGGGAAUGUUGCCAUUGGCCAGCUUGAUGAGCAUUGAAUGGCCUUGCAGCAUCAAAGCCUGGCUGCUUCCUGCCAGAGGGAAUCUUACUGAGAAGUUGGAAGGGGAGAAACCAUGCAUUCCAUUUAAUGAAAUGUUUGAAUGUAGCGAUAUCAGGUGAAUUUAUAUUGGCCAAUUUAACUUUUAUGAAUAAUGCUGGAUUCUCACCGUAAUUAUUAAUUUUAGUACGGAUUAAAAACUGUAUUUGAAUACA
This is a messenger RNA of Anolis carolinensis (green anole), 3750 nucleotides long. It is a transcript of the gene rit1, whose product is annotated as Ras like without CAAX 1. Gene Ontology annotation, biological process: Ras protein signal transduction. The record is from RefSeq and is a predicted model, not a curated record. Gene Ontology annotation, molecular function: GDP binding; GTPase activity; calmodulin binding. The transcript has 5 exons. The coding region runs from base 92 to 766 and encodes 224 amino acids. Lineage: Eukaryota; Metazoa; Chordata; Lepidosauria; Squamata; Anolidae. Gene Ontology annotation, cellular component: plasma membrane.